Corticium candelabrum is the source of this 2283-nucleotide messenger RNA. RefSeq lists its product as uncharacterized. Lineage: Eukaryota; Metazoa; Porifera; Homoscleromorpha; Homosclerophorida; Plakinidae. Bases 1 to 2268 code for a protein of 755 amino acids. Gene Ontology annotation, molecular function: mRNA binding. Gene Ontology annotation, cellular component: nucleolus. The record is from RefSeq and is a predicted model, not a curated record. The transcript has a single exon.
AUGGCAAAGACCGUUUUCGUUCGGAACCUACCGUUCUCGACGACAGACGAACAGUUGCAAGAACUUUUUAAAGACGCGGGAGAGAUCAAACGGAGCUACGUCGUAAGAGAUCGAGGUGUUCGAGACAAAUGCCGCGGCUUCGGCUAUGUGACGUUUACGACGCAGGAAUUAGCCGAGAGCGCCGUGAAACAGAGUAUAAAAAUGAAAGGACGGCUCAUAAAUCUUUCUCUCGCCGAUAAAAGACCGUUGAAAAAGCGGUCACGUGAUGUUGCCUCGGAGUCCAUUUCUUCGGUUGCGAAGCGACAAAAGAGCCAAUCCAAACCGCCAUCCGAUGUGGGACGCACUGUUGUAUUGAAGAACCUCGCAGAAUCGGUGACAAAGAAACAGAUUUAUAAAAAAUGCAAAAAGUUUGGAGAAAUUGAAGAGACACAGUUUCCUGUCGAGAAUAGAGACGACGGCACAGCGAUUGUCAAGUAUUUGAAACACAAAGAUGCCCGGAUAUGCAUACGGGAUCUGAACGGUCACGUGUUCAAAGGAAAAUCUGUCGCGGCCGUUCUUGCUUCGAAGGAAGGCAAGGAGCCGUCGAGAGCUUCACUAUUGAAAUCAAGACUUAUUGUGAGAAACUUGUCAUUCCGGUGUUCGGAAGCCGAACUGCUGGAAACGUUUUCGAAGUAUGGGAAUGUGGUCGAGGUCUCGAUACCUGUGAGGAAGGGGAGCGAUGGCAUUCGUAUCGGUUGCGCGUUCGUUCAGUUUACGAACGUGUUUGAGGCUGCAAGAGCAAUGAAGUACGUGAACGCAACAGAAAUUGAUGGAAGGACCGUGGCAGUCGAUUGGGCAUUGCCGAAAGACAGAUACCGAGCUGCAAUGGCUGACAAACAUGCCGGAAGUGAGGAUCCAAGUGACGUUGAAUCGAUGAGUGAAGAAAGUGAUCGCAGUGUCGUUAGACAAGACGAAGACGAAGAAGAGGAGGAAAGUGAUGCAGAAAGUGAUGAGAAUGGAAGUACAGAAGAGGAGAACAAACAGCCUGAUGUAUCUACCGUGUCUAAGAAGCUCUCGGUGAAACACUAUCAACCCGAUGAUGCCAGCGAAGGACGAACGGUCUUUGUUCGGAGUUUGCCGUUCGAUGUCGACCAGUCGACGGUCAAGGAUCUGUUCUCUCAGUACGGUGAUCUUCGUUAUUGUCGUCUGAUUGUUGACCCCAGAACCGGUCUCCCCAGAGGCACGGCAUUCAUACAAUACAAGGAACAGAGUGGUUUCGAUUAUUGUCUAGCUGAAAGUAACUUGACAUUGGACGGUCGUAAACUAGAAGUAAUGAAGGCAAUCACUCCGAGUCAAGCUAAGGACAUUUCUAAACAAGCAUCAAAGUUGAAAGAGAAGAAACAUGAGGACAAGAGAAAUCUUUACUUAGCAAAGGAAGGGUUGAUACUACCAGGUUCGGCUGCAGCAAACGAGUUAUCGAAGGCUGACCUUGCUAAGCGGCACAAAGCUGAGACAGAGAAACGUUCAAAGCUGAAGAAUCCAAACUUUAUCGUUUCAACGACAAGACUGUGUGUGAGGAACAUCCCGCUGAGUGUCAACGACAGCCAACUGAAAGGCUUGUUUGCGAAGGCCGGGGGUGUUCCCAAGUCUGGAGUGUUACAAGUGAAGGUUUUGAGGAACCCCGACAGGAUGGACAGCAGUGGUAUUGCUCGUUCCAGAGGCUUUGCUUUCAUCGAGUUUCGUGACCAUCAAGCUGCCUUGAAGGCAUUACGUCACACAAACAACAACCCCGACUGUUUUGGACCAGACAGACGACUGAUUGUCGAAUUUGCUCUUGAGAACCAGCAAGUGCUCAAAUCAAGACAUCAAAAGAUGUCGAGACAGAAACGAUUGCCGCCUAAAACGAGGCAACAAUUGAAAGGAAUACAAAAGAAAACGACAGUUGAUAAGAUCGAUUCAGUUUCCGAAGGCAGUGAGAAAGUUAGUAACAGUCGCAAGAAAAAGUCUGAGAAAAGAAAGGAAAUGGCACUUUCUGGUGUGUCUGGAAAGAAGUUGAAUGGAAAACAACUCAAAGGUGGAAACAAUAGACAGACAGCAAUGCAAAGACCACAGAGACAAGAAAGGGUGAGAUUGAGACGUAAUGAUCGAACUGGUUCGACAGAGAAGAAGAAGAAGAUUAAGAUCAAAGUCGAUCGAGAUGAAGAGUCGUUUUCAAAGAUGGUGGAAAACUACAAGACAAAACUGUUUGGGAAAGACGCUUUAAUGGACAGAUCGCGUUGGUUUGAGUGACACUAGUGUACUGUU